This is a messenger RNA of Labeo rohita (rohu), 742 nucleotides long. RefSeq names its product translocase of inner mitochondrial membrane 8 homolog A (yeast) (gene timm8a). NCBI's taxonomy places the organism in Eukaryota, Metazoa, Chordata, Actinopteri, Cypriniformes, Cyprinidae. Bases 38 to 310 code for a protein of 90 amino acids. The transcript has 2 exons. The record is from RefSeq and is a predicted model, not a curated record.
AGAGAUUUUUUUGUAGCGUUUGCUAUUCUUCUUCCUAAUGGAUAAUCAAGGAGUCACGGCAGACCCUCAACUGCAGCAGUUUAUCGAGGUCGAGUCUCAAAAGCAAAGGUUUCAGCAGCUGGUUCAUCAGAUGACAGAAGUGUGCUGGGAGAAGUGUAUGGACAAGCCUGGCCCGAAGCUUGACUCCAGGACAGAGGUGUGUUUUGUAAACUGCGUGGAACGAUUUAUCGAUACAAGUCAAUUUAUCCUCAACAGACUAGAGCAAACACAGAGAAGUAGAGGAAGCUUCUCUGAGACCAUGACAGACUAAUAAAACCACAGCCAAUGACAAAACCACAUCAUUCAGCCACUUACUGAGGCUCUGGCACGCCAGUGUAAGAGCUGUGAGGCACCAGCUAUCAACAGGAUUCAAUUAAUUUCUCAAAGACAAAGUGCCUCAUUUUGUUCUUUUUAUUAUUGCGAAGGCCAUACAUUUAAAAUCAAUGGAUGCAUGUCCCAGUCCCACAGCCUGUUUAUUGUCACCGUCGAUAUUGACAUUUCCCAGUGAAACAUCAUUGAAACAUCAACUGAAAGCUCCCUUUGUACCAAUCUUAUCUGGAAUUGAGGAGGUGGCUCGGCUUUCACUUUCUUUUCAGUCUACAUACCAAGUCGGCACUCCAUUGUCUUACUGGAAACGCAUCAAGAUCUGUGGCUUAUUCAGUGUGUGUUGAAAUGUGGACUUGAAAUAAAAAGAUAAAAUACC